Molecule: messenger RNA, 5357 nt
Organism: Perca fluviatilis (European perch)
Lineage: Eukaryota; Metazoa; Chordata; Actinopteri; Perciformes; Percidae
Gene: tbc1d14
Product: TBC1 domain family, member 14
Exons: 14
Coding region: 532-2700 (722 amino acids)
Source: RefSeq, a predicted model, not a curated record
CUUGACUCGAUUACAACGCACUCAACGGUACAAGUUUGUUUUAAAAUGGCGGCGGAAGCGUCAAAACAGGUACGAAAUGUUAACGAUACCGGAUAAACUUGUGAAAUGCGUCGGUUUAAAUAACACCGGAGAAGCGGUUCCUCUCCUGUAGGGAUGCUGUGAGAGCGGAAAAAAAAGAAAGAAGAAAAAAAAAGUCUCGCAUUUGAACUUCAUUUGGCUGCAUAUAUGAGGAAACGCUGCUAAACCCAUCGAGUUGGCGUCAGCAGCAAGUGCACUUUGCGAGCAAGUGUGCUUAGACGGGGUGUUUCUUGUUUACAGCCUCAUGUCCCCCCUCCCACCCGUCCCGCUGAGGUGAAUUUAUGCGUUUGUCCCGACACAUUGCCUCACACUGGUGCUGUUUGUGUGUGCUCUAAGCUGCGUUGAGGCGAAAGGGAGGUAGGGUGGUGCAGCAGCAGUCCCAGCAUCAUCACCACCAUGCACCGUUCCAGCCGGCGGCUACCUGCCGCUCACCUGUAGCAUCCAACCGGCAUCAUGGCGAACACGAGACACGGUACCCAGGACCGGAGAGACAGCCGCUGCGGUGUGUCUGGAGAGGCCAUAGUGGAGAACGGCUGUGUAGUGACGGAGCUGACUCCCUCUGACCUGCACGAUCACACCAACCACCAGGGCCGCGAGGCCAGCAUGAACCCGUACAGCCAGCCCGUCCUGCCCAGCUACAAGCCGUCCUGCUCCUCCACCCCCAUCUACUACUGCAGCCCCCAGAAGAGCUACUCCGACCUGAACCAGGACAGCAGCAGUUUGACUUCCCAGGACUCGGGCAUCCCGACUCUGGAGAUCAACCCUCCGGAGCCCAUCCUCCACGCCCACCAACACCCAGGCGACGGGGACUCCAGUCACUACUCUCCUGCCACUCUAACUCUGGACGAGGAUCCCUCCGAUGGCGGCGCCAUCCGCAAGUCCUCCACUUUCCCCCGCAGCGGCUACGACUCCAUACGCCUCUUCAGCCCCGCCCUCAGGUUAUCCGCCACCGCGGGGAUGGGUCUCGGCGGCGGCGCUUUAAACCGCAGCGAUGACAUCUCUGUGUGCAGCGUGUCCAGCAUGAGCACCGAGCUGUCGGCCUCCAACGAAGACAUCUUGGAUUUCACGGUCACGUCGAGCUCCAGCGCCAUCGUGAACUUGGAGACGGAUGACAGCGGCGGCGCUCAUUUCUCAGACGUGACGCUGUCGUCGUCGUCGUCGUCGCCGGGACACCCCAGACACUUCUGGAGUCCGGGGUCGGGUGACGCGCAACAGGAAGAGGAUGGCAGGCAAAAGAAACUGGGCCCUCUAGCAAGCUUAUUCAACAGGAGCCUGUUUGCCAGGAGGGUGAAGGACAGUCGGCCAGUGGAGCAGAGGGAUCCAGGCUGGAAGCUGUUUGGGAAAGUCCCACUGCGGGAAGGCCCCAUUAAGGACCCUAAGAGAAUACAGAAGGAAUAUGAAACAAAGAGUGGCAGAGCUGGACCUGGCAACCCGACAUCUCCCAGGCACAGUGUGAGGAAGAACCUGGACUUUGAGCCCCUCUCCACCACCGCACUUAUACUGGAGGACAGGCCUGCCAAUCUGCCUGCCAAGCCAGCCGAGGAGGCACAGAAACACAGACAGCAGUAUGAAGAGAUGGUGGCCCAGGCCAAGAAGAGAGAGUUGAAGGAGGCUCAGAAGAGAAGGAAGCAGCUGGAGGAUCGGUGUAAGCUUGAGGAAAGCAUCGGCACAGCCGCCCAGAUCUGGAACCAAGAGAUCUUACCUAACUGGAGUACAACGUGUACAUCUCGACGAGUGAGAGACCUCUGGUGGCAGGGCAUCCCCCCCAGUGUGAGAGGCAAAGUGUGGAGCCUGGCUGUGGGCAACGAGCUUAACAUCACACACGAGCUGUAUAGCAUCUGUCUGUCCCGGGCAAAAGAGAAGUGGAGCACCACGCCAGCACCUUCCUUAGAGACUGAAGCGGAAGAUGCUGGUUCGUCAAACCGGGAGUCGAGCCUGGAGCUGAUCAAGCUGGACAUUUCAAGAACCUUCCCCCAACUGUGUAUCUUCCAGCAGGGCGGGCCAUAUCAUGAUGUGCUGCACAGCAUUCUGGGAGCAUACACUUGUUACCGGCCAGACGUUGGCUACGUGCAGGGAAUGUCGUUCAUCGCAGCAGUGUUGAUCCUGAACCUGGACACAGCUGAUGCCUUCAUAGCUUUCGCCAACCUGCUCAACAAGCCCUGUCAGAUGGCCUUCUUCAGAGUCGACCACAGCCUUAUGUUGACUUACUUUGCUGCAUUUGAAGUGUUCUUUGAAGAAAACCUACCAAAGCUCUUUGCACAUUUCCAGAAAAACAACUUGACCCCCGAUAUUUAUUUGAUCGACUGGAUCUUCACCCUGUACAGCAAGUCUCUGCCGUUGGACCUGGCGUGCCGGGUGUGGGACGUGUUCUGCCGAGACAACGAGGAGUUCCUGUUCCGCACGGGCCUGGGCCUGCUGCGCCUCUACCAGGACGUCCUGACCACCAUGGACUUCAUCCACAUGGCUCAGUUCCUCACGCGCCUGCCCGACCACAUCCCCGCCGAGCAGCUCUUCCAGCACAUCGCCGCCAUCCACAUGACCAGCCGCAACAGGAAGUGGGCGCAGGUCCUGCAGGCGUUACAGAAAGAUCCGGAGCGAGGCAGCCCGGUGCUGAAGCGCUGAGCUGAGAUCAGAGGAAAAGCAUCACACAUUACCAGACUCGAGCAGACCGACCCCCCCACCCCCCCUCCACCCCCCACCCCCCCUCCACCCCCGGGGACGGCCCCAUGCACCUGAGAAAAGACGUUUCACUUCAACGGGGGACAUAUCGGGUCUUAGCCGCUGUGAUAAACCUCUUCCCCAGAGCCGUGUCACCGCUUUAACCGGAACCAGCACCCUGGACAGGGGAGGCGGGGGGAGGGGGGGUGGGGUCUGUCGGUGAGACGUGAGCGGUGUGAAAAGGAAUACGAGGCCUUAUUUAUCUCCCACCACCUGCCCUCUGCUCAGAGGCCCAGGCCUGGACUGUGAAGUGGAGCUGGCAGAGGCUGAAGAAUGUAUCAUACACUCCCACCCACGGACCCGCGGGACCCACACAGAUACCAGUUACUGCUCGAAUCCUCAACUUCGAUUUGAAAUUCCUCUGCUGUCAGCGCUCUUUCUAGCUACACUUCUGCUCGUCUUCUCUUUAAAUGUGGCUAUUUCUGCGACAAAAACCAUACGUGUGAAUCCCCAGUCUCGAAACGGUUUGGGUCAGGGAAAGAAAUAGUCAAGUCCUUUUUUAAAAGGCAUCUCCAGAGUCCGAAUCUGCUGAUGUGAGUUUUUAAAUAUGUUAGGCGGAAUCUCAGCUAUUUGUUUCUGCACCUUCCCCCCUCAGAACUUCAGUCAUUCCUUCAUUGUCCUCUGCGUUUGAUUCUGUCCUCAGUGUGCUUUUUCCUUGGGGUGUUUCCCAGUUUGGUACAGAUCUGUCUCCUGAAUCAUUCCAUGAAGCCAGCCCUCAGUCUCGGAACGGGCUUUUGAGUCUAGAAAACCGGAAAUUCCCACAACGUUCCCGCUGAAGACUAUAUCGGGUGUCUCUGAGAGCGCCGCGUUGCUGCAUUUGUUGUGACCCUCUGGAAAGCGGUCAUCCGCCGCCUGUAGAAAAAAAAGAGUUUUAUAAUAUAUUUAUGUCAAUCAAACUGGAGUAAAUCAUGAGGUGAACUGCUGUUAGACACACACGCACCAUACAGUGUCAGACAGGGACCCCCCCCCCCUUGCCCUGAACGUCUGAGGUACAUUUCAGCUGGUUGGUGUUCCGCUUCUUGGUGCGAGUGUGGCGUCUUUAAAAUGUUGUAUUUAUUUAAUAUUUAUCAGAAGGACACAAACGGGACUUGUUCGAGUCGAAUGAAGGGUCGUUGCUGAGCCUCUCCUGCCUGUUUUCUCUCGGCCUUUUUAUCUCAAGCAAGAGAGACCGAUUCACAGAUCGACCGUGGUAGGAAAACCGAUGGCACCUUUUUAGUUUUUCAAGUGGCGUUUGCAUCGCAGAGUCUGAUUUCCGCAGUCAGUGGUCACCUGGCCCUCGGCCGCAACUCACCGGUUACAGCUUUGUGGCCGCUGGUCUGCGUCAGUGACGCUUGUGUUCACGCUGUGGUUAAUGUGUCACUUCAUCCUGAGCAGUGGGCGGGGCCAGCAUUUACAGCACAUGUUGGUUGGGGUUUUUUUUUUUUUUGCCCAGCCAAGUUUUGAUGAGUUAAGAUAGGCUAGACAGUGUUAAGUUAGUAGGCUACACAGCUUUUCUUGAUAAUCCGAUAAAAACAAGUGAAGUACCAUCGUACUGUUGAUCCCAACUUUUUUGUGAGUUGCACCUUUUGCACAGACUUGUUCAUCAAAUGAAAUAAGUGCAGAAAUCUCAUCAGCUGUUAAUGUCUGAGGAGUUAUUAGAUGUGUGUUGUGCUGCUGACUUUCCGUUUGUUGGACUUUACCCUGUUCUGUAACAUUGGUGAUGUGUAUUUGCCUCUCGUUCCCACUGAAGCUAGACUAGUGUCUUUGUGUGCCUGGACCACAGCCGAAGUACAACACGUUUAAAAACAGGAAGCGCCUGUCCUCUGUAAAUCAUCGUCAUCGUCAUCUCGGCCGGUUCAUGCUGCCUGCUAAAAGACGCACUUUCUGUGUGUUUCAGUGUGUGUGCAUCAGCUCAGCACCAUGCAGCGCACUUUCAGAUUACUCAAUGCACUCCCCCCCCCCCAACUCCCCCAGUGUGGUGACACACCGCAGGACUCUGCAAUAAAGCUUUUUGCACAUGACAUGUAAGCCUUUGAGUUGUGCCUCGCAUCACCACUUUAUGUCACCAGCCGCAGGUUUAAACAGGUUGUCUGUUUGUCAUCCUUUUGAUUUUUUUUUUUUUUUUUUUUUGGUGCUUAAGUAGUGUUAAAGUGUGUGUGUGUGUGUGUGUGUGUGUGUGUUUCAUGUGUUUGUGUUAAGUGGCAUUUUCAGAAUGACAUCUGUUAGUUACUGGUUAGUUGUGACAUUCAAGGCUGGUCCGUGUUUGAAUUGGCCCUCCCAGCUCUACAAACACUACCUGCUCCCCUUCCCAAAACACACACCUACGUCACCGUAUGAUCCCACCAGAAACUAAAUUCAAACUACAUAUGAAUAAAAGCAGUGUAAUAUGCUAGAAUUUCUUGGGUUUUGUUUCUUUUUGCAUUGUCUUGUUGUGUUUCUUCUUUAAGAGACCUGUUGUACUGUAGAGGACUGGUGGACAUACAUGGAGACAGCAGAGGGUUACCAUGCAACUUUGUCUCACUUGAACUGUAUAUAAAUAAUGGUUUUAUUAAAAUAAAGAGCUGUACAUAUUCAACCAGGAA